AUGGCAUUCAAACCGGAAAGCAUCGCUCCAAGACAGCUUGAGUCUUCGUCUGAAGAAGAGAGUCAGUCUAAAGAGAACCUGGAGUCCUGGUCUAAAGCAAAUAAUCCAAGUCAUCCUCAUAACUGGCCAAGACAUAAGAGAUGGGCACAUGUUAUUGUCAUUUCAAUAUUGGCUCUCAUAACGAACAUGGCUCCUACAAUGUGUGCACCAGGCAUAAGCGAAAUUGCUACCGACCUUAACAUGACGUCUUCUGUUGUCAGCACUCUCGCUAUCACUCUGUAUGUGCUAGGUGUCGCCAUUGGGCCGAUGCACAUGGCCCCCCUCAGUGAAAAGUAUGGGCGUCGGCCAAUCUAUCACACUGCCAAUACCAUCUUCGUUGCGUUUAUUAUUGGUAAUGCACUAAGCCAGACUCCUGCUCAAUUCAUGGUCUUCCAGUUCAUCUCUGGAUGUGCAGGUGGCACACCCAUGGCUCUUGGCGGAGGAACUAUAGCGGAUAUCACCACCAUUAAGCAACGAGCGACGGCAAUGUCAUUAUUCAGUAUCGGACCACUUGCAGGGCCAAUGAGCUUAGUCCUCGGCCCUGUUAUUGGAGGCUUCCUCGCAGUAGGCAAAGGCUGGCGGUGGAAGUUUUGGCUACUCGCUAUUCUCGGGGGAUUCUUUGGAAUAGCAACAGCCAUCAUCAUGCGAGAAACACACCCAGAAAUCCUUCGCCAACGCAGGUUUGCCCACCUCCACGCCUCUACCGACAGUUUCAAUAUACAAACCAAACCUCCUGCAACUCUUUCGCCAACUCAGGUCCUACUUCAAGUCCUUGUCCACCCUAUAUUGCUACUCGUCAAAUCACCCAUUCUGCUUGUCAUCUCCCUCUACGUCACUCUGGUGUUUGGGAUUAUGUAUCUCUUGUUUACUACUUUCACUGAUGUCUUCGAGGGCCAGUACGGAUUCAGCAUAUCUAUCUCUGGACUAGUAUACCUAGGGUUAGGAGUGGCGCGUCGCAAGCAUGUUCCUCUUCAACAUUGUGAAUGGCCGGGUCCAAGGUGCACCCCUUGCGUGGCUCUAGGGUUGUUCAUCUAUGGCUGGACAGCAUACUACAGGGUGCACUGGAUUGUACCUAUCAUUGGCACAGUGUUGAUAGGUUUUGGCGCAUUUUUUGUUAUCAUGCCUGCGCAACUUUACCUCAUCGACGUCUUUGGCUCCGAGGCUGCGGCAUCCGCUCUCGGUGCAAAUAACUUCUUACGGUUCAUUUCAAGUACGUUUCUGCCACUAGCCGGGCCUAAAAUGUACCAAACCCUCAACCAUGGUUGGGGAAACACGUUAUUGGGAUUCCUCGCUCUUGCUUUUGUUCCCGGACCACUCCUUUUCUACAAGUAUGGAGAAAAGCUUCGUACCAGAGAACGCAGCCCAGCACCAAUGUGA
This is a messenger RNA of Talaromyces stipitatus ATCC 10500, 1416 nucleotides long. RefSeq names its product MFS multidrug transporter, putative. Gene Ontology annotation, biological process: transmembrane transport. Gene Ontology annotation, molecular function: transmembrane transporter activity. The coding region runs from base 1 to 1416 and encodes 471 amino acids. Lineage: Eukaryota; Fungi; Ascomycota; Eurotiomycetes; Eurotiales; Trichocomaceae. The transcript has 5 exons. The record is from RefSeq and is a predicted model, not a curated record. Gene Ontology annotation, cellular component: membrane.